UCACCAACAAACAACUUGAGUAGCACUACACAUUCACAGUCGCAUAACUUCCGUUACAGUUGUUAAUAUGGAUGAACCACCUCGAAAGCGCAGGAAGACGUCAUCCCCGGCGCAAGCUCCCUCCAGUCCAUUACGAAAGCCGCCGCGAAGACCAUCUUUUGCAUCGCCGACCAAAGCGAGUCUUGCGCGCAAUUAUCACAAUUUGCUACCCACUCGCACACCACCUCCCGACGACGUUCGAGCUCGAGGGAAGCAAGCACGUGCUUUUGUGUUUGGCGAGGAUGGACUUCCACCAAAAGAAAGAGAAAACGUAGGAGAUGAAGAGGUGGAACUACCAACAACGCCGUCACAGAGAGGACUCGAGGAACAGGAGGGCCCACGUAGAGGAGUUCUGUCCUUUUCGCCAAGCAAACGUCCACCGCGCGGACCUAGCGUAGUAAAACGAUCUCCACUGGCAAAAGCACCUGCUGUCCAACAAAAUCAGCUUACUCGGCCUGUGGAAGAAGCGUUGGACGGGGAAGGCCCUGAUCAGACGAAGAAGGCCAGGAGACCUCCUCUGGACCCUGAACACGAGAAGAGAAAGCAAGAGAAGGCACGGCUGCAACGCGAGGUACAAGAGCUGGAAGCACAAGUGUCGAGAUGUACAAAUGAGAUUGUAGCCGAACAACGACGUGGAGCGGACGAUGCGCUGCUGCCUACCCAGCGUGCCGACCUGAUCAAGUUCCUUAUCAAGAUCAGCGGAGCAGAUGCACAAGAUGAGCGGCCAACGCCAGUCUCAAGCCUUCUGUGCUCUUUCCUCCCAUUCUCAAGCCUGGCCGUACCACCUCCAAAACAGAAACGACCGGAGAAACCAAUCGCGUCACAUCGACCGUUAGACCUACAAGACCCGUUGCCUUACCUCGAAAUGUUCACGUCCUUCAACUUCUCCACACAGCUUGGUCUGCCACGAGGCAAAGUCCUCCUCUCCUCGAAACGCGUCCACCAGAAGCACACAAUCGACAUCAACGGCCCUCAGAAGCUCCUCACCGCACAAUUAGCUCUCAACAUCGACUGUCUAUCCAACGAGGUCAUCGACUUGCACAUUCUUCGCCUGCCGUCCUGGGCCGAACGCGAGUUAGGAACGUUCAUGCGCACAAAAGCGAAAGAGAAGGAUCUGGGCAAUGCAUGUUGGGCCAUCGACUCAUUCUGGGACAUUGCAGUGAAGCGCGCCAACUUCUGGCAUAGAUGUGAGAUGGAAUUCGCCCGGUUCCUCCCAAGGCAGACAGCUGCCAACACAGAAAACAUACCAGCCACAAGCACAGAAUCCUCCACCCUCUCACGGAAAGAUCUCAGCCGCCACCUCGGGCGAGACGUGUUCAUUCUCCAAGACAAGCACGUUCUGCUCAAGAUCAACUGGCGCAUUGUAUUCGACUGGACCGGUGAAGCAGAGUCGAAUGUCGAUGUGGAAUGCGCUGUGCCCGCUGUGUGGGAAGAAGCAGAUGCGAGCGAUACGUUUCGCAAGAUCCCAGACACAUUUGACUCGCUUUUACGGACGAAGGGUGCGUUUGAGGCUACGAGGAUUAUGGUUGCAUUGCUGUUCUCGCAGUGAGUGGCAAGGAUGGUGUUGUCUUGUAUAGUGCAUUCUGAGAUACCCAAUGCAGUUCUUUCUAUCUGAUGAAGGUGUGUCCUUCAGGUCAUGCUGCGAUGAUCCCCGGAUGCUGAACAUGGCCGCUUGGCUGCCUUCAACACUUUCAAUUGAUUCUAUUU
Messenger RNA from Macroventuria anomochaeta, 1746 nucleotides. RefSeq lists its product as uncharacterized. The transcript has 2 exons. Bases 68 to 1588 code for a protein of 506 amino acids. The record is from RefSeq and is a predicted model, not a curated record. NCBI's taxonomy places the organism in Eukaryota, Fungi, Ascomycota, Dothideomycetes, Pleosporales, Didymellaceae.